Molecule: messenger RNA, 1062 nt
Organism: Guillardia theta CCMP2712
Lineage: Eukaryota; Cryptophyceae; Pyrenomonadales; Geminigeraceae
Exons: 4
Coding region: 1-1062 (353 amino acids)
Biological process (GO): cyclic nucleotide biosynthetic process; intracellular signal transduction
Source: RefSeq, a predicted model, not a curated record
AUGAAGAAGAUCGAGUACGGCCUCUUCAGCCUCGCACGCCUGCUCCAGCUCGGGUUCGGAGAAGCAGGAGCGAGGGUCAUCUCAAGGACGCUUGCGAGCGGGACCAUCUCGGCGCUGGACACGAACAAGCCCGGCUCGAUCGUCAACGCCUUCUUCGGCUUCUGCGACAUCAGGAACUUCACGUCGCUCACGGAGGUGCUGCAAGCCGACGUGGUGAAGCUCGUCAACGGGGUGGCGCGGAGGCUCCACGACAGCGUCGUUGAGUUCCAUGGGGAUCCAAACAAGAACAUCGGGGACGCUUUCUUGGUGGUGUGGAAGCCCAAGAAGGGGAUCGAAACGAUCCAGGAUGUGGCAGAUGCCGCGCUCAAGUCAUACAUCCAGUGCAUGCUGGAAAUUGCAAGGGACACAAAGCUCAACGCGCAAAUCAGCCGGCCUGCCGUUCAGGAGCGAAUGCCGGGCUUCACAAUCAGGAUGGGGUUCGGACUUCACUUUGGGUGGGCUGUUGAGUGUGUGAUUGGCUCCAAACACAAGGUGGAUGUGUCUUACCUCAGUCCGGACGUCAACAUGUCCUCUCGCCUCGAGGCAGCCACCAAGCAGUACGGCGUCUCCAUCCUCAUGUCCGGCGACGUCGUCGGCCUCCUCUCUACCGACGCUCAGCGUCUCUGCCGCCGCGUCGACCGCGUGACCGUCAAGGGGAGCAAGUCGCCCAUCGAUCUCUACACCUUCGAUGAGCCGACGCUGGUCAGUCAGGGAGGGACCGUCCCCGACGACGUCGACUUCUCCUCCAUCCGCUCCAACCAGAGCUUCUUCUCCGUUGUCCGCCCUCGAACGACCUCCGAGUUCCGCAAGGAGUUCGAGCAGGCGAUCUCCCUUUACCUCGGCGGCAUCGACGGCUCGCUGGCGGACUGGGAGGAGGCGCAGGUCAGGCUGGAUCGUUGCCUUGAGAUGGAGCCCUUCGACGGUCCCACACGAGCCAUCAAGACUUACAUAGAGGAGGCGUCGGUGAUUCCGAAGGAGAUGAGGAAGAGGUGGAAGGGGUACAGGGCCUUAGAGGAGAAGUGA